Molecule: messenger RNA, 3024 nt
Organism: Misgurnus anguillicaudatus (oriental weatherfish)
Lineage: Eukaryota; Metazoa; Chordata; Actinopteri; Cypriniformes; Cobitidae
Source: RefSeq, a predicted model, not a curated record
GGUGCACAGAUGUUGAUACUUCAACAAUUAAAGAUAUUUAAGAGUAAAUGAUUUUAAAAAAUGCAUCACACUUUCCAAUUAUUUAAUCAGAAUGACAAAAUUUUGGGAAGCUUGGUUUUAUCAUUAAUUCUUGAAGUAUAAUUCUUUUUUUAACUAUAGCACCCAUUUGGAAAAGGAAAAACACUUCAAUCUUGAUCAAGAUAACUUCUUAAGGUGUUGCUUGGUUUAAAGCAAAGUAUGGAUUUAGUGGGAGUGAAUGUAAUAGAAACUGCUGCUCUGGGGAGACCCUUCCAGCUGGGGAUGCUGUAUGACUGCAGAAAAGAUGCACUAGUACCAGGAAUUACACUUUGGGAUAAAGAGCAGUUGAAGAAGAGAACAUGUUCUCAUCCCCAAAUUAAUACAGUUUACAAAGUCACAGCCUCAGACUCCACUGAGGAAAAAUUAAAUGUACUAAACAUUGAUGGCCGUCUGGAAUUGAGUCUUUUGGGUGGACUCAUCAAUGUAAAUGGAGCAGCCAAGUAUCUCAAUGACACCAAGAAGUCCUUCAAACAACAAAGACUCACCUUACUUUAUCAUUCUACAUCUAAAUUUGAAGAGCUGACCAUGAAUCACUUGGCAUCUAAAAAUAUAUCUCACCACGAGGUCUUUGAUAAUGAUGCAGCAACACAUGUAGUGACUGGAGUGCUGUAUGGAGCAGAUGCCUGUUUUGUGUUUGAUAGAGAAGUUUCAUCCGAUGAAGACAAAAGUACAGUAGAAGGGGAAGUAAAAGCUGUCUUUGAUAAACUUAAGGGCAUUUCAGUAGAUGCAAACAUUGAUCUGAACAUGAAUGACAAGCAGAAAACUGCUUUCACAAAAUUCAGUUGUAUGUUUUAUGGUGACUUCCAGUUGCCAUCUAAUCCAACCUCUUUUGAAGAUGCUUUGAAGAUUUAUGCUGAGCUUCCAAAAAUGUUGGGAGAGAAGAAAGAACUUGUAGUUCCUUUGAGAGUCUGGCUUUAUCCUUUAGAUAAACUACAUACAAGAGCUGCAAAACUUCAAAAAGACAUCAGCAUUGGUCUAAUAAAAGACAUAGAAUCAGUCAUUGAGAGUUUAAAUACAACUGAAAUGAAAUGCAAUGAUCUUCUGAAUGAAACAGCUACACUGAGUUUUGUUGCAUUUCAUGAUAAAAUACAGCAGAUGAAACAAAACUGUCACAACUACAAGUUGAGUGUUAUUGAGAAACUUGGCUCUUUGCUCCCAAAAAUCCGUGGGGAUCUGGAAAAGGAAACGGCUCUGAUUGAUCUUCUACAUGAUCAUAGUGAAUCUCCAUUUAGAAGAAGUGAACUUGAGCAAUGGGUGGAAGAAAAAGAGAGGGAAUCUGACAUUAUUAAAACAUUGGUUAGACAACUAAAAGAUUUGGGAGCAAAAGUAGAAGUUAACUUGGAUGAAAGUUUGAUGGAUCUGGAAGUUAAAAAUUUGGUCUGCUACACUUUCACAUCAUUUGAAUGGCCAGAUGUGCUCCUUUCUCAACAAAAAGCCUACCUGAGUCCCUCAUCAGAGAGGAAAAAUGAUGAGAGUAUCCCUGAUUCUACACAAAAGAUCAGGCUCACAGAUGACAUUAAAAGGUCCAUGAGAAGCAACUUACAGCUCUUUAAAAACUUGAUCAACUCAAAAGACUGUAAACCAGCUAAGUUUGUUGUUGAGUCUAAAGAAAUGAAAAAUUAUUCAGGUUCCUGUAUUCUCUUGUAUGAAAAUGAUUGUGAUAAAGCUGUUGUCUUUAAUCCUCCUUUAAAACCAGCCGCUCCAAUCACUGAACAGAUCAGAUAUGACAGUGUGGUUUUGAAGGUGCCUCCAUCAUGUCCUCAUACAGUGGAGCUCAGGCUGCUGUACAAAAUGAAGGAAGAAAAAGACUGGAAAUCUCAUCAAGUGCCACAAGGUCAAAAUACAGUUACUCUGACUGAUCUUGUAUCAGACAUUGAAUAUGAGAUUAAAUGUGCAGCAGUGGGAAAACUGAACUACACUGUGGAGAGUGAUAUCAUUACCAUUAGAGUCAUAAAUAAAAAUAUAAUCAGGGCCAUAGAGUCUAUCAUUGAAAAUCUCAGUUUGACUGAAAACAAAUGCAGUCAACUUUUGGAAGAUUCCAGGGCAGAAACAUUUAGUGCAUUUCAUAAGAAAAUUUCAGAUAUGAGACGACACUGCCAAACCUACAAACAAGAAUUAAAUGACAGAAUCAAAUCAUUGAUCCAGUCAGUUCAAGCCUGUGAGAAGGAGAUGUGUGAUCUGACAGAUGUUAUACAAGCUCAUAAGGAGUCUCCAUUUAAUGAAAAUGCUCUUGAUGAGUGGAUCACAGUCAAGGAAACAGAAAUGAAUACAACUGAUGAGUUUCUACAAAACUUACUGGAUGCUGGAGCAGAAGUGCAAAAGAGCUUAGAUGAUGUUUUGUCCGAUUUCAAAGAGGGCAGUCUGGUGUGCUUCACAUUCAGUUCUCUUGAGCAGUCAGAUGUUUUGCUUUCUGAACAAGAAAAUUACUUAAAAUCUGAAAUAAUGAAGAGGAAUCUGGAGAAGACCCCUCAUGCACCAUCUCAGACGUGGCUCACUAAAAGCAACAAGGAGAAAAUGAGAGAACAUGUGGAAAUAUUUAAAGAGCUGAUGACUUUACAUGGCAGUCAGACAACUACAUUUAUAGUUUCUUCAAAAGAUCAUCAAAACCAUCCAGGUUCCUGUAUUAUAUUGUAUGAGAAUGGAUGUGAUGAAGCUGUUUGCUUUAAUCCUCCAUCAAAACCAGCCUGUCCAAUCAUUGAACAGAUAAGUGAUGACAAUGUGGUUUUGAAGAUACCUCCAUCAUGUCCUCAUAGUGUGGAGCUCAGGUUGUUGUACAAAAUGAAAGAAGAGAAAGACUGGAAAUAUCCCCCUGUGGGACAAGGUCAAGAUAUAGUAACUCUGAAUGAUCUGAGAUCAGUUACUGAAUAUGAGAUUAAGUUUGCAGCAGUGGGAAAACUAAACUACAUUAUAAACAGUGAUGUCACCAAAGUUGUCAGAAAGGUAUGA